GUUUUUGUAUAUCUAACGGUUAUAUCAUUUGUUUAUUUUAUCUGUGUAUUUUUCUAUUUUAUUGUUCAGUAUCUGGACUAUGUUAAUGAGAUAUAACAUGCGAAUAGUUAAAGUGUUUAAACAAUGCCUGAAUAAUAUAUAUGUGAUUAAAUAAUGGGUUUCUAUAAGACAUGCGGAACGUUAUUUUGUGGAUUAAAACAUGACAUGCUUAAUUAUGCACCUUGCCCACCCCCAAUGAUGGAGUAUAUUAACUUUUACGAACAUGCAUUGAAAAGAAAUCUGAGUCACGUGGAAGUUUGUGACAUAUCCAGACGGUGCCGUUUGAAUGAAACUCUUGUCGACCAAAAAUGUAUCACAACAACAACAGGGACAACAAAUGAAUGCAAUGUCGUGUGUUUGAUAAUAAUUUUGAUACUUGUGUUCGUUCCCAUUAUAAUACGGAUUAUAAUGAUAUUAAGGAGAACAAAAUGUAGAAAUGAGAAUAUAUCAAGAAAUCAACCGGAGCGACGAUGUAAGAAUGUCGGUACAACCGACAGCAGGUACGAAGGUGACAAAGACUUGCAUGAAUACACAAACCCUGUUUGCCAAAAUGAAUUUGAAGCAGAUUUCAUGACAACAACAUCAUCUUCUAGAGAACACACAGAUAAACCAGAUGAGGUCGAACAUAAGCCAGGGCAACAGAAUUUAUUUACAUUUGAAAUUGAAGAUGAUAAACAUAUGUUUAUCACUCAUCUUUGACAUUUACUUUCAAAAAAAAAAAAAAAAAAAACUGUACCAGGGUAGGCCAAUAUAUUUUUUAUUUAACUCUUUAUUUUUAUGUUUGUAUAAACUAUGUUAUGCUUCAAACUAUCUGUUUUUCAAUGAUAUUAAUACCACGUGUGUAGUCAACCGAUUAAGAAUUUCAUUUACAUUAAGAAUACCUUUCACGAGUAAUUUAGUGUGAAAUAUGGCCUGUAAAACGGCAAGAUAAAGGAGAUGAAAUUAGGGACUUUUUAAAGCUCGAGCAAAGGUUGGAAAAUCUGCUAUAAAUGUUUAUAACGAUGCUUGUAGUUAAUGACAGCAAUGAGAUAUCUUAUGGAACUAUUUCGGGUUGGAUGCAUAUAUGAAAAAAUGGACACUAGUCAGUUAAAGUUGCUUGUUAGUCUUGUAGAAGACCCUUCAUAGUUACUGACAAAAUUUUCAUAAAUUCAAGUCUAUAAUUCACAAGGAUUUUCAACUACGCAGAUAGCCCAUAUCACAGGGAUAUCAAAAGGUCGACUCAUACGAUUCUAUAUAAUCACUUGAAAUUUUGGCGAAUAAGUGUCAUAUGAAUACUCUAUUUGGUAACAUCCGACCAGAAAAAGUAGCAGGUUAAAUCCGCAGAAAAACCAGUAGCUGCAUUUUACAAUAUUCUCCAGAUUUGGCACCCUGUGACUUUUUCCUCUUUCCUAGACUGAAAAAGCAUCUUGCAAGUCAUCGUGUGAACUCAGGUCGGUCAUUUUUCAGUAAGUGAUAGGGAAUGUAUGUAUGUAUGUAUGUAUGUAUGUAUGUAUGUAUGUAUGUAUGUAUGUAUGUAUGUAUGUAUGUAUGUAUGUAUGUAUGUGUGUGUGUGUGUGUGUGUGUGUGUGCGUGCGUGCGUGCGUGCGUGCGUGUACGAGUGUGCGUGUGUGUUAUUUUUUGCGUGCGUGCGUGUAUUUUUAUUAUUUGGUGUGAAAGUUUAUCAUAAAUAUUAAUGUAUUUCUAUCAAGUAUAAGACUAUGACAUAUCAAAACAAAAGCUUUUUUUGCUGCUGAUUUUUUACUUAUUUGUUAUGAAUUAUACAAUCAUUUUUUUACUUGAUUGAAAACAUAAUAUUUAAUCCCUUCAAGAUAUACGUACUAUGCUUAUAUUUGAGUAAAAUAUUCUUAUCACAGAAAUUUAUUGCAAUCCAUGAGAUCCUUACUGUUUUUAAUUUGAGUAAAAGAGUGUUCAAAUUUUGUAUUGAAAGUUGAAUUCCCUAUUAAAGGUCAAGUGAAGUUGGUCUUUUCUUAAAAAAAGACCAAAAAAAAAACUAACAGUUUUUAAAUGACACUAUAUAUUCAUAUUGCGACCACUUAUAUGGUAUAGAGUUUAAAACAUAACAUAUCUACAUUGAAUGAAUCUGAGUCAUGUUUAUUUUAUAUUUACAAAUAGGCUGUGUAGUAGUUAUAAAACUAAUAUUUUCAACCAUCAAAUUUGAGCAUAGUUUAUCUUUAAGAAAUAUGGCAGUUUAUAUUAGAUCAUUUAUCAUUUUACAAAGGUAAAGCAGAACAAAUGAGAUUGUUAUUUCCAUACAAAGGAAACUGCCUUGACACUCUUUUAGUUUUAUCAGACUGACUGAAAUAGUGGUUUUUUUGCAGUUUCUGUAAUUAUUACAAUAAUUUGAUUAUUUCAUUCUAUCAUUUAUUCCUUUUUCUUAAAAUUUGAUACUUAGAACACAUAAUUCAAAAGCCAAAAAUAACUUUAAAUGGAACACUAUUGACUU
Messenger RNA from Ruditapes philippinarum (Manila clam), 2482 nucleotides. RefSeq lists its product as uncharacterized. The record is from RefSeq and is a predicted model, not a curated record. The coding region runs from base 154 to 738 and encodes 194 amino acids. Lineage: Eukaryota; Metazoa; Mollusca; Bivalvia; Venerida; Veneridae. The transcript is spliced from 3 exons.